Messenger RNA from Beta vulgaris subsp. vulgaris (sugar beet), 1016 nucleotides. RefSeq names its product type III polyketide synthase B. The record is from RefSeq and is a predicted model, not a curated record. Gene Ontology annotation, biological process: polyketide biosynthetic process. The coding region runs from base 36 to 995 and encodes 319 amino acids. Gene Ontology annotation, molecular function: acyltransferase activity, transferring groups other than amino-acyl groups. NCBI's taxonomy places the organism in Eukaryota, Viridiplantae, Streptophyta, Magnoliopsida, Caryophyllales, Amaranthaceae. The transcript is spliced from 2 exons.
GCAAGACAACAACAGUGAAAACGAGGUAUGUGGUAAUGUCAGAAGAGAUCUUGAAUAAGUACCCUGAGCUGGCAAUUGAAGGCCAGCCCACAGUUACACAAAGACUUGAUAUUUGCAAUGAAGCAGUGACCCAAAUGGCAAUUGAGGCUUCUAAAGCCUGUAUUUCAAAUUGGGGCAGGCCCAUCUCAGACAUAACCCACUUGGUCUAUGUAUCCUCUAGUGAGGCCCGUUUGCCUGGUGGAGACAUCUACCUUGCUAAAGGGCUUGGGCUUAAGCCCGAGACUAAUCGGGUUAUGCUCUAUUUUGCGGGCUGCUCCGGUGGCGUUGCGGGUUUACGGGUAGCUAAGGAUAUAGCAGAAAACAACCCAGGUAGCAGGGUGUUACUUGCAACUUCAGAAACUACCAUAAUAGGGUUUAAGCCACCAAGUGCAAAUAGACCAUAUGAUCUAGUUGGAGUGGCAUUAUUCGGGGACGGAGCCGGGGCAAUGCUAAUCGGGUCAGACCCAGAUUUGAGUAUCGAACGACCCCUUUUCGAGCUCCACACAGCCAUCCAACAUUUCUUGCCUGAUACUGAGAAGAUCAUAGAUGGGAGACUAACAGAAGAAGGCAUAAGUUUCAAGCUAGACAGAGCAUUACCUCAAAUAAUUGAAGACAAUAUUGAAAGUUUUUGUGGUAAGUUGAUGGAAAACAUAGGGUUAUCAAACAAGGACUACAACAAGAUUUUUUGGGCAGUUCAUCCUGGAGGACCGGCGAUCCUUAACAGGCUCGAAAAACGCCUCGAUUUGUCACCGGAUAAAUUGAUUGCUAGCCGGAGAGCUCUGGCUGAUUAUGGUAAUGCUAGUAGCAACACAAUUGUGUAUGUCAUGGAAUAUAUGAUGGAAGAAGGUGCAAAAAUGAACAAGGAACAUAAAAAUGAUGAUCAAUGGGGAUUAAUAUUGGCUUUUGGUCCUGGUGUUACAUUUGAGGGUAUACUUGCUAAGAAUCUUACUAUAUGAUCAACUAAAAUUUGUCACAUU